Suricata suricatta (meerkat) is the source of this 1558-nucleotide messenger RNA. It is a transcript of the gene C9H14orf180, whose product is annotated as chromosome 9 C14orf180 homolog. NCBI's taxonomy places the organism in Eukaryota, Metazoa, Chordata, Mammalia, Carnivora, Herpestidae. Bases 364 to 822 code for a protein of 152 amino acids. The record is from RefSeq and is a predicted model, not a curated record. The transcript has 5 exons.
CACCCACCUGAGGGGGGGCCAUGAGGGGGUGUCCCUGGUCUCCUGUCCGCUUCUCCAGCUGGAAGAAGGUGCGGCGUGCACCCUGUAGACUCAGCCCUGCCCCCCGCAGUUCUGCUAAGUGGCUGGGGGAGGGGCAGGGCACACAGCACCCAAGGCCACCCCGAGCCCGUGGUGAUGGCCUCCUGAGCAGCCAGACCGUCCAGAGGCCGCUGUAAUGGAAACUCCCCGGCCGGCUUGAGCUGCGACAGCUCAGGUUGCCGCCCCACUCCAGGCUCUGCUCGCCGGCGGACCCGGGGCCAGGCAGGUGGGCAAGCUCACCCAGGGGUGCGGCACCUGCAGGAGCCCAGGGCCAUGUUCCGAUAAAUGAGGACCGACCCCCGGCCAGAGACGCGACCGCAGACCAGAAAGAAUGAAGAGGCCACUCCGAGCUCGCCGCCGCCCAGGGAGGGGAGGAAGGGUGACAGGACGCCCCCCUCCAUCCUGAGGCGGAGCCAGCCGGGGCGCCGCAGCCGCGGGGCCGAGCCACAGAAGACCUCCAGGCACGUGCGGUUCCGGGAGCCCCUGGAGGUGGCCGUCCACUACAUCGCCAGCAGGGAGCCUGCCAGGGCCACCUCGGCGCCCAGCCGGUCCCGGCCCCGCGGCGGCUCCCUGCUCCUGCGGCUGUGCGUGUGCGUCCUGCUGGCCCUGGCGCUGGGCCUGUACUGCGGUCGCGCCGAGCCCGUGACGCUGGCCCUCGAGGACCUCCGGGCCCGGCUCCUCGUCCUCGUCCUGCGCCUGAGGCACACGGCCCUCGCUUGCUGGCACCGCCUCCUGCAGCUGUGACAGGGCCACUCCCGGGGGCCACCGCUCCAAUCAGGGCCCCUUGUACACGUUGGGGCCCACUGACGCUUCCGACAGGAACUCCGCACCCUCGGGCCAGGCCUGCAUGUGGACACACGGGGCCCCUUGAAGAGGGGGACGCCGGCGCUGCAUCCGUGAGACCCCCCGGGGGUGGAACUGGCCCUUGCUGCUUAGGUUUUGGGGCAUGGACCUCAAAACCCCACGGAGCCAGAUGAGUUGGCUGUUGGCGUGGGCGCCCCCCUCCUGCCGCCACACGCGGGGUGGGCUGGCAUCUGCCCUGCUGGUGGUGGGGUCCCAGCCUCUGAGCCCUGGCCGGACCCCUGCACCGGGCCCCAAGGACUCAGGAGCCUCUUGUGCCCUCUUGUGCUGCCAGCCACCUUGCUGUCCACCCGGAGCCGCGAGAGGCAGCCUGCUCUGCCCGGGCCCCCACCACCUCCGGACCACGGCCAUGCGUGCCCGGGCCCCCACCAUCACGCGGUGAUGAACUGCAGGGCCCCCUCCGGACCCUGCCUGGGGGGGGCCUGGACAAAGCAGGGAGGCCUGUGGUCAGACAGCAGGAGGGACAGCCAGGAAGACACCACCUCCCCUGGCAACCUGCACACAAGCCUCCACGGGACGGCGAGUGCCUGCUGCCCCUUCCCGCGGUGACGCUGUAGCGCUUGUCCCCUCUACCAAAGUGGGGACACACUGAUUUUCUAUUAAAACGCACUGGCCCCUC